Molecule: messenger RNA, 5827 nt
Organism: Diachasmimorpha longicaudata
Lineage: Eukaryota; Metazoa; Arthropoda; Insecta; Hymenoptera; Braconidae
Product: protamine-like
Exons: 2
Coding region: 131-601 (156 amino acids)
Biological process (GO): nucleosome assembly
Cellular component (GO): nucleosome
Molecular function (GO): DNA binding
Source: RefSeq, a predicted model, not a curated record
UCAAGACAUAUGCGACAUUCAUAUUCAAAUCCGACAGUUCAAUCCACACAUUUCUCCAUCAAAUAUAACUAAUGAAAUUCUUGUGAUGAAGAAAGUCAACUGAAAAUAGUAAAGUGAGGGAAAUAGGAGAAUGGCUCCGCGAAAAACAGCACAAUUUGAGAAAAUAGUGGUACGCGCCAUUAAGACACUUCAAGACAUUCAGGGUUCAACAUCUAAGGAGAUAAGCAACUAUCUCGCGCGAGAGUAUGACGUCUCCAGUGAAGAAAUUAAGAAGCAGGUUCAUCUUGCUCUUCGUCGUGGCAUAGAUUACGGUCUUUUGAAGCGUCAGCAAGGGGGAACCUACGUAUGCAACAAGGAACUUUUUGCUCAAACUGCAAAACGAGAUGAAGAUGCUCGCGAGUGUAGUACAGCGUAUAAAAAAUUGCGGGCGUGGAGGAAGAGUCGAGGUAAAAGAGGACCGAGAGGUGGUAGGAAAUCGCGUCGCAGAGGUCGCCGAGGCAGGGGUCGCAGGCGAAAAAGGAGCGGAAGUGGAAAGAAGAGACGCGGAGGCAGACGUCGAGGAAGACGACGAUCGAGGAGACGAUCGAGGGGAAGGAAAUGAACGACUAGACGAAGCCUGUGAAAUCGGUGGAUUAGUAAAAAAAAAAUAUAUAAAUUCCAUGGACUCUGGCUUCCCGGUGCGAUCGUCCCUGGGCCACACGGCCUUGUCGGCUAAUGAUAGUCCCGCUAAUGAUGCGUUCACACACGCUCACGCAUCUACAUGCCCUAUCCAUUUAAACGCGCACGUAAAUAUAGUCAUUCCAUCCCUCAACACCCAAAAAUACUAGAAACAUUAGAAAGACACGAAUGCUUUUAUUCACCCUGAGAUAACAAUAAAUCCAUGGGAAGCAUUAUCGAGUAAAAAUUAUUAACAUAUUUUCAACUUUCCUCUUUCAGUGGAAAUGAUAUUUUUUUUUUUUCGAUGGUAUUGGUUGCAAUUAUUUUCCCCGUUGGCAAGUGACAAAAGGCUGCGCGUUAACCCGAAAAUAUCCAUCUCAUGUGCGGUAUGUCGAAAUCUGGCAUAAGUUCUGGCAUAAAGCCCAGGAGUCGUCUUGAGUUUUCUUUGGCGUUGGCCUAUCCCUGGGGGUAUUAGAGGUAAAAGGCAAAUGGUAAUGGUGGUGAUGGUGUAAAGUGCACAAGGAAACAUCAAAGUUGAACCUAAAAAAGACAAGUUGAAAAAUAAAAUUGAAAGAAAUAAGGAAUGAAUGCCAAAGUAUUGGAGACUGGUGGUGAACAUGUAGAGGUGUUUAUUCGUCUAUUUUCACAAGCCUCAUGUCCCUCGCACUCUGUCCGUCAAACAUUUUGACAUUCGUUCCAACUCAGAGGCACAAAAUCAGCAUUAAAAAUUGAGAAUUAUCACUUUGAAAAGUUCCAUGCGUGAGAGGUAAUAUUUGCGAUAAAAAUAUAUGCUCUCAGUCAUGAGAGCUGAUUUCUUUUUGCGAUUUCAUAAUGGAUGAGCAUUAACAUGAUGUGUCAUUGUUACAAUGUCCUUUGGAAUAAUUUCGCAAUGGGUUGAGCGGGUUAUCUAGCGAUGGAGAUGCUGUUAAAUUUCCAAAAAAAGUUUAUAGUGCGACAGGAAAAUUCACUGCAUCUGGUGUGAAAUAAAUUUUAAUUUUGUUAUUAGCAAUAUGUGAAGUGGAGGAACUUAUCGAUUUAAUGAACCGCGUGAAAAGUUUACAACUCUCUGUACAUUCUGACGCAAUGAAUGACCCUUGUAUGCAAAUACAAUACUUGGACAAUAUCGAGGGAUCAAGUACCUAAAUAAAGUAACGAAUUACGAAGGUGGUAUAGUGAUAACAGGCUGACAGUGAGACAGGCAGAAAUUUUUUUCAUAAAAAUUAACUAAAAACGAUCCACUGAUAUACUCAUUCACCAGUACUUGAAUCGAACAAUAAACGUACGUCAUACAUAUUUCGUUCAAUAAUCGUUAACUUCAUCAUUGUAUUUGUACCUACACUAGUGGAAAAAAGGUGAAUUUGGCUGCUGGACGAUGGGCUGGAUUGUUCACACCUUUUCGAUACUUUUUUUCCUUAUCUGGAAUAUAAAAAGACUCUCACAUACGUUCGGGUGCUCACUCUUAUCACAGACAAAAAAAACGAUAUGGCACAUAAGGCCACUAUGAGUACGUAAUAAAUUUAUUUCCGUGACGAGGGAAACGAAAAAAAAAAAUCUCACACUCAGAGGACAGAUUGAGACAAAAUGAUUUCAUCAUCCGACAUUUCCUUCAUCAUUCAGCAUUGAAAAUAUCAUAAAUCUCGUUUAUUUUAUUCCAGCUAAAAUUUCCCCGAGACUAUUUUUGUGACAAUAAAUCACCUAUUCUUCCCAGAAUGCAAGGAAAAGGCAGUUCGAUGAAAAACCAAGCGACCGAGUGAAUGUAGGAACAUUUUCUUCUGAAUCAAAAGUGCUCAUUGAAGAAUGGUCAUUGGACUUUGACUUUAUCCGUUCUAAAGUACAGAGCGUUAACGAAAAAAAAAAAAAAAAUCACUGAGACAAAAAAAAUUGUUAGGCUAGUUAAGGUCAGGUUAGACAUUCUCGAGGCGUAUCACGUGGUUUGCCACGGGGUCUCUACAGUAGUAUAAACCGAACGAGGUUAAUCUAGAGCCAGAGUGGAUUCAAGCUCAAGCCACUUUGCGCCGGCGCAAAGUUAAUCCACACACAUUAACACACGAGGUUGGGCACAUUAACUCAAUCACUCGAAAAAAAUAUUUCCCCUGCACUUUAUUCCGGAAUUGUCUCUUAACAACAACACCAGUCCCUUACCGCAAAAUUAGUGGUGAUUAUUUUUUAUUUAAAGGGCUUAAGGAACUCUCGGUGAAAUAUUUUCGUACACUCCAAAUUAAAUGUCUAUAAAUAUGAACGAAUGGCCAUACGCCGGAGAUCGUUGAUUGACUUCUGACAAUUGAGAAUUUUAUAACAGAAAAUUGUGGGAAUUUGUUGAUCAAUUCGUAGGGUCAACAGUCUCCGGAAUUCUCGGGGGAGCCGGGGACGGGAAUCGGGGGGUUUUGGAUUUUUUGAGAAUGAUGAGGGUGUGACGAAGGUGACUGAUUAUCUUCGCUAUUUGAUUAUGUUUUCCCUCAUAAUGAAAGGCGAAACGUUUACUCACCGAUUAACGGAAAAAUACUGGGCUGGUCAAGUAGCGACUUGAGGCCGUUUUCAACGAGGGUGGGAGAUGAACGGUCCUUGUCGCUCAUUUCACGCACUGCGCCACAAAACGACAACCGGAGUAUAGCCGACACAAAACACCACACACGAGGGAUUGAAUUUGAAUGAAUUACACUUUCUUUGGUUGGGGUUGAUUACUAUGGAGGGGUGGGAUUGAAUUGUUGGAAGGGUUAUGUUAUUGAAUUGUCAGGACUAUUGACUAUCAGACGGAGUUAUUUGAGCCAGUUGAUGAGCACAACCACGCGUUACACCUUAACUGAUUAAUUCUUAACAAUUAUCAGUGAAACACUGGUUUUUAGAAAACUCUUACUUAAAAUUCAACACUUGAUAGAUUACUCUUUGAGUUAAAAAUAAAUGUUAUCUCAUGAUUUUUAAUUUAUCAAAAAUUUAUGUCAACAAUUUUAUUAGCAAAUAACUUGGUAACGAGAGACACUGUUUCAAUUUCAACUGAGAAUAGGAGUGAUAAGUGAUGUUAAUAAUGCGCCGGUGCUGUGUGAGUGAGGGAUUGUUCCCCUGUUUUGCGGUGUGUAGUGUUGUUUGAUUUUUUAGAUUCGGGCGAGUUUAUUGCUAUUUUUUUAGGGGGGAAGUCGAAAAUAAUUUUGAUGUAUUUUUUUGGCCACCGGCACAGAGAUGCCCUAGAGCACACCCGACACCGGACCGCGUAUCGCUACGAGUCACUCACGGCACUCGUUGACUCUGGGGAACAUUAAAAUAACGUUGUGAGGCACAGUGUGUUCUUGAAAAUCAAUCUAUUAAAGGACAUGGCUCGUGUCGCCAUCUUAGGUUGGGGGAGAGGAAAUGUGGCCGGAGUGAAAGCCAGGGGUUAUCGGCGGUGAUGAUUGUCGGUAGAAUAGAGGUCUCCAGAAACGAGUGAAUACCGGGGAAGGAGCCACGUAGCGCUCACCCUUGGAAAUCGCGACUGCGCAUGACCAAGAUGGCGGAGAGCCACUGGUAUUGCGCGACGAGUUUGGCGCAUGUCGUUGGGAUUUUUGGGAAAAGUCGGGGUAAAACCAUCCAAGUAAUUAUUAAAACUACUCGAAUUGGCUAAUUAUCGCGGAGACGAACGAUUUGACGAUAUAUUUGGAGUGAAUAUUCGUGAAUUAUAUCGGCUAGAACGAAGUAAGAGUCAAGAAAAAUUAAUCCCGUGCGCAACGUCCCUGCGCUGAUCGAACAUGGUGGCUAGUCGCUGGCACUGAACGACGUGUUUCGGCGAUUUUCGGUGAAUAAUAACGGUAAACUCAUCCAAUUAAUUAUUACAACUGCCAUAAUUGGCUGACUAUUGUGGAGAGGAACGGUUUGACGAUAAAUUUGAGGAGAAUUUCCGUGAAUUAUAUCUGUUGGAACGAAAAAUAAAAAUUGAGGGAUAUAAAACCACAGCGCAACCAGUCCGCGCAUGUACGUCAUGGCCGUGAGUGGCACGUCUGGCACUGAACGGCGAGUUUGGCGAAAGCCGUUGGGUUUUCUACUGAAAGCCAGGAUAAAAUCAUCCGAUUAAUUAUUACAACUGCUAUAUCCGGCUAAUUACCGUGGAGAGUAACGAUUUGACGAUGGAUUUGAGGUGAAUAUUCGUGAAUUAUAUCCGAUGGAACGAAAUAAUAGUCGAGCAAAAUUAAUCUCCUGCGCAACACCCCUGCGCCGGUAGAACAAUGGCCGCUAGUCUCUGGCACUGAACGACGUGUUUGGCGAUGCUGUCCGGUUUUCGGUGAAUAAUAACGGUAAACCUCCCCAAUUAAUUAUUACAACGGCUUUAAUUCACUCAUUAUCGUGGCGAGGAACGAUUUGAGGAUAAAUUCGAGGAGAAUUUUCGUCAAUUACGUACGCUAGAACGACAUCAAAGUUGAGAAAAAUAAGUCUCGUGCGCAAUACCUCUGCGCCUGUUUAUCGGGGCGGCUGGUUUCCAAUACAAUGACGGGAUUUGACCGCUGCCCUUCGGUUUUUCGCGGAAAACGAGGUCACAAUCAAUUGAAUAAUUACAAAUAUUAUUCAAGUUAAAUAAUCAGCAUGGCGAACAACGAUAUGAUACCAAAUUUGAGGACAAUUUUCGUGGCUAACACGAGAGCAAAGUAAAAAUUAGGAAAAAUGAUGGGAUGCACAAUAUGAUUCAACAUGACAAGCCCAAUGGAAAAUGAUGUAUUUGAUGAUUCUUUUACCUAGUUUCACACGUAAAGAGAGGAAAACCAUUAAGAUAAUGGCAUGAGUAAUUAAUAAUGAUGAACUGCAAUAAUUUUAUAACGGAUGCAUCAUUUAUUUGGAGGAAUUUCGUACGGGAAAAAAUAUUGCUUUUAAUAUUUCAAAAGUUAACACGUGUUUUCUGGCCCACGCUGCAAGAUGGCGCCUGCUAUGCAAUUGCGAACACUAUAGCGAGUAUUUCAGACAUUUUCUGAUAUUAAUUGACUUUCCAAUCAACUUAACGUUAAAUCAAAAUUCAGAAAAGUUGAUUUUAAAAAUUGAGAGAGACAUGAACAAUGAAUGGACCAUCAAUAAUUUGUUUUUUUUUUUAUUCAGGUGAUGUGAGUGGUGAAGUGCAUUGAAAGUUUCGUUGUUACCGACGUGUAGUGAAAUUCCGAAGAGGGCGAAGUAUGGGCUUAAUUGUCCGAGUGUUUUAAAUUUGCCGCGCAUUUAAUUU